Drepanopeziza brunnea f. sp. 'multigermtubi' MB_m1 is the source of this 306-nucleotide messenger RNA. Lineage: Eukaryota; Fungi; Ascomycota; Leotiomycetes; Helotiales; Drepanopezizaceae. The record is from RefSeq and is a predicted model, not a curated record.
AUGUAUGGCAGCAAUCACCUCUUGAUCAGCAAUGUCACGCGUGGUGAACAGCAUGACACAGCUGAAGCAAAUAUCAUCCAACUAGCCUCCGCCGCCUCGUCCCGUUCAUUCCACCACGCUUCCACCUUGCCAUACCGCUCCCCCAGAUCAUAUAAAAUUCUCAUCCAUCUCUUCAUCUUCUUGUACCUCUCCCUCUCCGCCUCGGUCGUCGGGUGGCGCACGCCACUGAUUCAGGCGAGCUGGCGCAAGUUCUUGACCUCCGCCAUGGGGACCGGAGGCGCGCGCCUGAGGCAUGCGCGAUGUUGA